UCAUAUUCAAGGCAUCACUUCAUGAUUUCACUGUCAUAACUUCUCAGAUUUCUUUCAGCUUCUCUCCAUCUAGGUACACCCUGUUCGUGUCAUAGUGACUUAAACAUAUACACACUUGUUUCUGUGAUCCUUCACCUAUCUCCUCUUCUGACACUGAACUUCAAGGAGGGUCAAUUUCAAAUAGUCAUGUCAGGGAAAGCCAAGAACAAGGUGGAGAUUGAAUUGGGUUGCGGUUUCGUGGGGAGAAUUUUCCAACUCAGCAAAAGCAAUAGGCUGAGAAAGUCUUCUGUUCAUUCACUACCCAUGAAGGCUAGCAAUAAUGCACAACAGAGAGAUCAGGACAAAAACCAUGAAUCAAAGGUUCCUAGAAACAGCUUCACUGAGACCUUUCCCACUGAAGGGAACCAGAAUCCAGCGAGGAAGAGCAACUCUAGCCAUCGUUCAUCUUCUGCACACCGAAACAGCCAAAAUGGGAGACCUUCAGAUGCUGCAAGAAGCUCAAUUCAAAAGAACCAGGACUCAAAUGAGGAGAUCAAACAACAGAGAGAGCUAAGUGGUACUUCUUUGGAACUUGCUAGAAUAAGAACUAGUCAUCAGCGAGAUAAUGAGACCAAAUCCCCAGCCAAAGAAUUAGGUACCUUGAAACUCACUGGGAAUUUGCUCCUCAAUAACAGCCCAAGAACUAGUGUUACCAAGACUAAAGAGUUGAACACUAUGUCCAGUAUUUAUAAUAAUGCCAACAAAGGUGUAAUGGGGAAUAUCAUGAGGAAGAACAAUGAUGAGCUUGCACAAUUUCGAAGUCCAAGGAACAACAAAGUAGACCCUGAGGUGUUGAAGUCCAUGGGAAAUGAAGCACAUAAGCAAGGAAGAUUUGAAGAAGCUUUGGCUUUUUAUGAUCGAGCCAUUGCUCUUGACUCGAAUAAGGCAACGUAUCAUUGCAAUAAGAGUGCAGCUUUAAUUGGCUUGGGACAGUUUCAGCAGGCAAUUGUUGAAUGCGAGGAAGCUAUUCGUUUGGAGCCUUCAUAUGGCAGAGCCCGCAGCCGUUUGUCAACAAUUUAUUUCAGAUUGGGAGAAGCAGAAAAGGCACUGAAUUGCCUUCAAACAACCCCAUACGUUGAUUCCGUACAGGCUUUCCAAGCUCAGGCUCUACAAAAUCACCUUAACAAAUGCACCGAGGCUCGGAAAGUCAAUGACUGGAAAGCUAUACUAAAUGAAACUCAGUCUGCAAUAUCGUUAGGUGCUGAUUCAGCUCCACAGGUCUAUGCUUUACGAACCGAAGCCUUGCUGAAGCUCCUAAGACGUCAAGAGGCAUCUGCCACCUACGAGAAAAUGCCAAAAUUUGACCUUGAUUGGUGUAACAAAUUAUUUGGCCUGGCUCGUAGUGCUUACCUUUUCAUGAUUGGCGCACAAAUUUGCUUGGCAACCAACAGGUUUGAGGAUGCUGUGACAGCAUCUCAGCAAGCAGCUAAACUUGAUCCAAGCAGCAGUGAGGUGAAUGCAAUGGUAAGGAGGGCCAGAGUAGUGACAUCAGCCAGAAUGAGGGGUAACUUACUCUUCAAGGCAUCAAAAUUCAUGGAAGCAUGUGCAAUAUACAAUGAAGGACUAGAGCAUGAUCAAUACAACUCAGUUCUGCUAUGCAACAGGGCAGCAUGUCGUUCUAAGCUAGGCCAAUUCGAGAGAGCAAUUGAAGAUUGUAAUGUAGCCCUUAUAGUUCAGCCAAGUUAUAGCAAGGCAAGGUUGCGGAGGGCAGAUUGCAAUGCUAAGUUGGAACGAUGGGAAGCUGCCAUUCAAGAUUAUGAAAUGCUAAUAAGAGAUAAGCCAGGGGAUGAGGAGGUUGCCAGGGCUCUGUUUGAGACUCAGCUCCAACUCAAGAUGCUGCGUGGUGAAGAUAUUAAGGACUUAAAAUUUGGUUCAAAUUUGGUUUCCAUCUCAAGCAAUGAUCGGUUUAGACAUUAUGUUACCUCACCUGGGAUGUCUGUGGUGCUCUUUUGCAACAAGGAAACCCACAAGCAAGUAUUACUUGUGUUGGAGCAAACCUGCAAGAGAUUCCCAUCAGUUAAUUUCCUAAAGGUGGAGAUUGAAGACCAUCCCUACUUGGCAAAAUCAGAAGGUGUAAGCUCCAUCCCAGCCUUCAAAAUAUACAAGAACGGAUCAAGGGUCAAAGAAAUUCCAGGAAACAACCACGAGUUGUUAGAAAGAUCAGUUAAAAUAUAUAGCAGCUGAAGAUAAUCACACUUCUUCAAAUGCUUCAUCAACCAAAGAGGAAGUAUACCAUUGAUGUAGGCUGUAGAAAAGUUUAUAGGAAGAGGGCAUUCUUUGUGUUAGUAAUUGAUUCUUUUAAUCCUUUGGAAUGUUUGAGCAGUCUUUAAUUCUCCAUACCCUGUAUUUCAUACACUGCACAUUGGUUUGGUAAACCUGAUCAACUUCAAUUUUUUUAUUUUUUGGCUGAUAAGUUAUAUAUUCUUUACAGGAGUGGUUUUUCAUAGGUUGCCAUUUUAAAUU
This is a messenger RNA of Gastrolobium bilobum, 2502 nucleotides long. Its product is annotated as TPR repeat-containing thioredoxin TTL1-like. Gene Ontology annotation, molecular function: protein binding. Gene Ontology annotation, cellular component: cytoplasm. Lineage: Eukaryota; Viridiplantae; Streptophyta; Magnoliopsida; Fabales; Fabaceae. The record is from RefSeq and is a predicted model, not a curated record. The transcript has 7 exons. The coding region runs from base 187 to 2223 and encodes 678 amino acids.